AUACGAUAGAUCUUUUUAAAAUGCAAUUUGCUGAUGUAGACCACGUCCAAAAGUCGGUUUUCAACGAACGAUCAGAAAUUACUAACUUAAGAGUUCUGCCAAUUUUAUUAUCUUCUUCCCAUUUCAGUUUAUUCAGUUAAAAUUUGAUCCCACGAGUGCCAUGUGUAGACCUUCUGAACUGAAGUGUUCUUAAUCGAUUAGGUACAUUGUUGUUAUAGUGUAGUGACCAGCACGGUUAAGUUUCAUUUAAAAAAGUGACCAAUAAUGGGGAAAAAGCUCAUACAUGAAAGAUCGACAGUUGACAAUGGAGAAAUCGAGCAUUUUAAAACCCUAAACCAGCGUUGGUGGUCAGGAAAGUCAAAGUUGCAGUCUUUCAAUGACGUUCGCGUACCAUACAUCUUUAAUGCCCUGCUCUUGACCGAAAACAUAAAAUCUGUGGAAAAUUUGAAAAUUCUCGAUGUGGGUUGUGGUGGCGGUCUUCUUUCGGAGGAGUUGGCCAAGCUUGGCGCAAUAGUGGACGCAAUUGACCCAGGAUCCGAUUCGGUCGAAGUUGCUAGGCACCAUGCCUCACUCAAUCCGACUUUAGUCAAUCUGACUUACAUUGUGACGACGAUUGAAGAACACGCGAUUGAAAAUGCCGAAAAAUAUGACGUCGUUAUCGCUUCGGAGGUCGUGGAACAUGUGACAGAGAAGGAAAUGUUCUUGGAGGCUUGCAUAAAGUGCCUUAAACCAAAUGGUUCUCUGUUCAUUACGACCUUUAAUAAAACGAUUCGUUCGUGGAUAAUGGGAAUCGUGCUUAUACAGGAAGUGUUAAAUAUAAUACCACGAGGUACUCACGCGUGGAAUAAAUUUAUCUCUCCUGAUGCAAUAAGAAAGAUACUUGAGAUACAUAACUGCAAAACAGUAGACGUUCAAGGCAUUCGUUUUAACUUUUUAUCAAGAUCUUGGUCUCAGUCGUCGAGUACAUCAAUUAAUUACGCUUUGCACGCGAAGAAGAUCUUGUAAUUACAUUUUUAAACUUGUGCAUCUAUCCGGAGUGUUCAGUGAGUGAUGG
Molecule: messenger RNA, 1054 nt
Organism: Photinus pyralis (common eastern firefly)
Lineage: Eukaryota; Metazoa; Arthropoda; Insecta; Coleoptera; Lampyridae
Product: ubiquinone biosynthesis O-methyltransferase, mitochondrial-like
Exons: 5
Coding region: 265-1005 (246 amino acids)
Biological process (GO): ubiquinone biosynthetic process
Molecular function (GO): 2-methoxy-6-polyprenyl-1,4-benzoquinol methyltransferase activity
Source: RefSeq, a predicted model, not a curated record